Messenger RNA from Parathielavia appendiculata, 1283 nucleotides. Its product is annotated as alpha/beta-hydrolase. The transcript is spliced from 6 exons. Gene Ontology annotation, molecular function: carboxylic ester hydrolase activity. The record is from RefSeq and is a predicted model, not a curated record. Gene Ontology annotation, cellular component: mitochondrion. Bases 131 to 1147 code for a protein of 338 amino acids. NCBI's taxonomy places the organism in Eukaryota, Fungi, Ascomycota, Sordariomycetes, Sordariales, Chaetomiaceae.
UCUCAAUGCUUCCCAGGUUUUUGACUCAUCACGUUCGUUCCUUCAUCCUUGCUUUGAUUACGGGCAUUGGCAUCUGGCGCUUUGGAGAUACACACUGAGUGGUGGAAUCUGUAUACUACCUAGAGAAAUUAUGAUCAGCCUCACACUGUCCGCAUCGGCCCUGCGGCAGAGUUGCUCCGGAGCUCUGCGCCGGGUCCGGGUCCGGGUCCGAUUGCCGACCCCGGCAUCGGCUUUGGGUUCCUCCAGAAGACUCCUCGCGGCCAGCCUGCAGUCGUCAUCCUCACCAAUCUCGACCGUCUCGCUUGCCUACGACCUUCAUGAGCCACCAAAGCCCGUGGUCGAUAAACAGACGUCGCCAAUCAUUUUCAUGCACGGCUUGUUUGGGUCCAAAAAGAACAACCGGACUAUCAGUAAAGUCCUAGCCCGCGACUUGGGCCGUCAUAUUUACGCUGUGGACCUUCGCAACCACGGCGACUCCCCCCAUGACCAACGCCAUGAUUACCUUGCCAUGGCCGCCGACGUGGCCGACUUCAUCCGUCAACACGGGUUGAAGGAGCCAACGCUGAUUGGGCACUCGAUGGGCGCCAAAACUGCUAUGGUACUCGCUCUUCAGGAGCCCAAUUUGGUCGCCAAUAUGGUUGCCGUGGACAACGCCCCCGUCGACGCCCGCCUCAGUUCCGAAUUUCCCCGGUACAUCCAGGGCAUGAAGAAGAUCGACGAGGCUGGCGUCACCCGUCAGGCCGAGGCCGACAGAAUCCUCGAGGAAUAUGAGAAGAACUUCACGAUUCGGCAAUUCCUGCUCGGCAACCUACACCGUCCCGACGGCAGCGCGACUCAAAAGUUCCGUGUCCCGCUGCACAUUUUAGGCAAGGCGCUUGACCACCUGGGCGAUUUUCCCUUGAAGCACCCAAGCGCGGUGCUAGGCGACUUCCACUUCAAGAACCCAAGCGAGGUACGCUUCGCUAAGCCCUCGCUGUUUAUCCGCGGCACCCAGAGCACAUACGUGCCGGACGAGGUGAUCCCGCUCAUCGGCCAUUUUUUCCCCAUGUUCGAGCUGGUCGAUAUCGAUGCGGGCCACUGGGUCAUCUCGGAGAAGCCCGAGGAGUUCAGGCAGGCUGUGGUUCGGUUCUUGGAGCCCAAGGAAUAGACAGUAGACGAACGCUUGAUCUAUUCUAGCCUGAGCCUGGCAUCGCUGUAGUAUAUCCCCGUAUCCAUACCCUAGACAUGUGCAUGAAUAUAGAAAUAGACUGCCAUAAACACGCCGUGGUGUUGUAACCCGCAAC